GUGGCGCUUGUGAAGUUGGAGGGGGAAAGUACAGAUUCUCUAAAUAUCAACAUUAGCGAAUAUUUGUCACAUUAUUUUACAGACUGCAGUGAUCGUAUCCACGUCAUAUAGAUUACUGGGUUGACAAUGAGGCGCGCUGGUUUGGGAGAAGGUGGCCCUCAAGGCAAUUACGUUGCGAGCGGAUACAGUGUGUAUGAGGAGGAGAAUGAACAUCUACAGGAGGGACUGAGAGAUAAAGUACACGCACUUAAACACUUGUCUAUUGACAUUGGAAAUGAAGUCAAGAUCCACAAUAAGAUGUUGGGAGAAAUGGACUCAGACUUUGACUCGACUGGAGGUCUGCUGGGAGCCACCAUGGGCCGAUUGAAGCUCCUCUCCAGGGGAAGCCAGACCAAGGUGUACUGCUACAUGCUGCUGUUUGCUCUGUUUGUGUUCCUCGUCCUGUAUUGGGUCAUCAAACUCAGGUGACCACACAACUCCUGAGAUCCAGGACUUUAUUACAUGCCAUGCUCAUUUGGGGUAGAAGAGCAAAAUCCUCACACUUAUGAUGAUGGUAAUGAUGAUAAUGAGGAGGAAUUAAGGGGAGCAAAUGUGCUUUUCUGGCCAGUGAAUUAGAAAUUGAACCAUUGAGUUACAAUGUGCAAUAUGAGAGAAAAAAAAAAAACAUCUGUCCCCAAAAUUACAGUCUCUUCAAUGGAGAAAUGCUACUUAUACUGGAAAAACAUGCAUAUUUAAUUCAGUAAUAAUUAAACAUUUGUUUGUG
Messenger RNA from Danio rerio (zebrafish), 763 nucleotides. RefSeq names its product Bet1 golgi vesicular membrane trafficking protein (gene bet1). Gene Ontology annotation, cellular component: endoplasmic reticulum membrane; membrane; endomembrane system. Lineage: Eukaryota; Metazoa; Chordata; Actinopteri; Cypriniformes; Danionidae. The record is from RefSeq and is marked provisional. Gene Ontology annotation, biological process: vesicle-mediated transport.